UUAGAGCAGCAUGCUUCCCAUAGACAAGAUGGACAAGGCUUUAGAGCAAACAAAUUCUUAUUUUUACUCAUUUUCUUGUGAGCAUCCUUUUGGGAGGAGCCGUAUUACUAUAUAUAUGAGCAAUUGUUAUUUGGACCCUGGCAUUGCCAAAACCUUCGAAGCUAAAAAAACAGAGCCUAAUAAAUCAUACUACUGUUUCGUAGAUAAAAUCAGAGCAAUGAACUGUUCUCCUAAAUUUCCAGUCAAAUGGGUUAAAUUCAUGGUUAUGAUUCUUUCAAUUGCGUCCACUGGCAUCGCUGCCGGCCGGACAGACAUUCCGAGGCUUAGCCCGACGAGAGGAAUAAUCAUGGAAGACCCUGACCUUUUAUCUUCGGCAGCAGUUUCAGAUGAUUUUCAAACUUUCUAUUACCCUCAAACACUUGAUCACUUCAACUACCAACCUCAAAGCAACGCCACUUUCCAGCAAAGAUACGUCAUGAAUUUCAAAUAUUGGGGCGGAGCAAACAACAGUGCGCCAAUUUUAGCCUAUCUCGGAGCGGAGUCGCAUCUCAACGUUUCUCUUACCUCAAUCGGUUUUCUCAAUGAUAAUGCCGUCAGCUUCAAUGCUCUCCUCGUCUACAUUGAGCAUCGAUACUAUGGGAUAUCAAUACCAUUUGGAUCAAGAGAAGAAGCCUUUAAAAAUGCAAGCACUUUGGGGUAUUUCAACUCUGCACAAGCUAUAGCUGACUAUGCAGAAAUCAUCAUGCAUAUCAAGAACGAACUUCGUGCUUUUUAUUCUCCGGUCAUCGUUGUUGGAGGAUCCUAUGGAGGAAUGCUUGCUUCAUGGUUACGUUUAAAGUAUCCUCAUGUUGCUUUGGGAGCUUUGGCCUCAUCAGCUCCAAUUCUUUACUUCGAUAAAAUUACACCAAGUGGAGCUUACUAUUCAGUCGUCACCAAGGAUUUUAGGGAAGCGAGUGAGAGCUGCUACCAAACCAUACGAAAUUCGUGGUCUGUAAUCGACAAAAUUGCUUCCCAACCCAAUGGUCUUUCAAACCUCAGCACGAUAUUCAAAACUUGCAAACCUCUGAACAAAUCUUCAGAGCUAAAAAUCGCGUUGAAGAAUAUGUAUGCCUCAGCAGCACAAUAUGAUAGGCCCCCACGAUAUCCAGUAACGGUGAUAUGUGGAGGAAUCGAUGGAGCAAAUGAAAAGCAAGAUAUUCUUAGUAAGAUUUUUGCAGGCGUUGUUGCUUAUAGAGGGAAUUGUUCUUGCUAUAUUAAUCCAUCAACCAAUGAUUCUUCUUGCCCACCAACCAAUGAUUCCGAAAUUGUAGGAUGGAGAUGGCAGACAUGCAGUGAAAUGGUGAUACCCAUAGGCAUCGGGAACGGGACGAUGUUCCAACCUGCUCCGUUUAACCUAACCAGCUUUGUACAACAUUGCAAGACAAUCUUUGGUGUUACUUCUCGCCCUCAUUGGGUCACUUCUUACUACGGUGGCCAUGAUAUAAAACUUAUUCUCCAGAGAUCUGGUAGCAACAUCAUAUUUUCAAAUGGUUUGCGAGAUCCUUACAGUGGGGGCGGGGUUCUGGAGAAUAUUUCCGAAAGUAUUCUUGCUGUAAAAACUGUAAAUGGAUCUCAUUGCUUGGAUCUAUAUGCACAAAAUGCAAGCGAUCCAGAAUGGCUGGUGAAGCAACGACAAACAGAGGUGAAGAUCAUCGGAGGAUGGAUAGCUCAGUACUAUGCUGAUCUCAAAGCCAGUACUAUGCUGAUCUCAAAGCCAUAUUCUAUUUAAACAAUAGGAAUAGUUUACUUAAUUAAUUAGUUAAUUUCCAAGACGGAAAUUUAAUCAAUUUGCUUCUCUUUAAUAAUUAAUACCCAGACUUAAGGCUUCUCUUAUU
Messenger RNA from Gossypium raimondii (Peruvian cotton), 1874 nucleotides. RefSeq lists its product as uncharacterized. The coding region runs from base 11 to 1768 and encodes 585 amino acids. Gene Ontology annotation, biological process: proteolysis. The transcript has 9 exons. The record is from RefSeq and is a predicted model, not a curated record. Lineage: Eukaryota; Viridiplantae; Streptophyta; Magnoliopsida; Malvales; Malvaceae. Gene Ontology annotation, molecular function: serine-type exopeptidase activity; dipeptidyl-peptidase activity.